GCUUUUUGGUAUGGGUUCCUCCAAAUCGAUGAAAGAGAGGGAGAAACAGAGCAGAAGCGAGAAGCCUCGGAUUUGAUCUGUAGAAUUUUUUGUUCUUUUGGGAUGGAUCUUGGCCUGCCUGCAGGGGAAAAUUAUGCAAACCCUAAUAUAUGUUUCUUUCACGUGGUCUUCAAAGCUGCAGCAUUAUCAUUCUAUAUUCUAUCUGCACUCUUUUUCAACAGCUUUGUCAUAAUUUUUGUGGUAACCGCGCUUCUUUCUGCUCUCGACUUUUGGGUGGUAAAGAACGUGAGUGGUCGUAUCUUGGUUGGUUUAAGAUGGUGGAAUGAGAUCAAUGAUGACGGGGAGAGUGUUUGGAAAUUUGAAUGUCUUGACCAAGAGUCAUUGGCUCGAAUGAACAAGAAUGAUUCAUGGCUCUUUUGGUGGACACUUUACAUUACAGCUGGUAUAUGGUCUGUUUUGGGAAUAUUCUCGCUCAUAAGGUUUCAAGCUGAUUACUUAUUAGUUGUUGGAGUUUGCUUGACUUUGAGCGCUGCGAAUAUCAUUGGCUUUACGAAGUGUCGAAAAGAUGCUAAGAAACAACUUCAAGCUUUUGCUGCUCAGACAUUUGCAUCUCAAGUAUCGUCCACAAUACAUACAGCAUUUAGCGUAGUAUAGGAAGUUGCUGAUUCAUGUGAGACUUAUCGGGUUUUCUUUGUGUUUUUUUCUGAAAGAGAUUGAUGGGUUUUAAAGUUUAUUAUGGUUGCCUCAAGUUUUUGUAAGGAUUUUGUAACUCUAAAUAAGAGAAAGCUGCCAAAAUUUUGUUAACAACUCCACAUUCUUUUGCCAAACUUUGGUGGUCCUAUCUAAUUUUAACAUAACUUUUGAUUAUAUUGUCUAUGUGAAGUUUGUAUUUAUUGUUA
Impatiens glandulifera is the source of this 899-nucleotide messenger RNA. RefSeq names its product Golgi apparatus membrane protein-like protein ECHIDNA. The coding region runs from base 103 to 654 and encodes 183 amino acids. Gene Ontology annotation, biological process: protein secretion; vesicle-mediated transport. The transcript is spliced from 6 exons. Gene Ontology annotation, cellular component: Golgi membrane. NCBI's taxonomy places the organism in Eukaryota, Viridiplantae, Streptophyta, Magnoliopsida, Ericales, Balsaminaceae. The record is from RefSeq and is a predicted model, not a curated record.